Molecule: messenger RNA, 2436 nt
Organism: Anopheles merus
Lineage: Eukaryota; Metazoa; Arthropoda; Insecta; Diptera; Culicidae
Product: xanthine dehydrogenase/oxidase-like
Exons: 3
Molecular function (GO): iron ion binding; oxidoreductase activity
Source: RefSeq, a predicted model, not a curated record
AUGACGCAUUUUUAUUCCGCUUUUACACCCGGUGGACAAACGGAACCAGCCGCAGAUGCAUCAUACCGUCGCCAGGUAGCAGUCGGUUUACUGUACCGUUUCGUCCUUCAUAUUGCGCCACGUGAUCGUCGCGUAGCCAACCCGAUAGUCCGCUCGGGUGGAUCGAAAAUGCAGCGUCCCAUUUCCAGCGGCGCUCAGUCCUUCGAUACGACCUCAAACUGGCCGCUUACGCAAGCACUGCCCAAGUUGGAAGCGUUCCACCAGACGGCCGGUGAAGCGAUCUACGUCAACGAUCUUCCAAGUCGUCCGGACGAGCUGCACGCCGCUUUCGUACUGGCAAACGUAGUGCAUCGACAGAUUACUGCCAUUGAUCCAUCGCCCGCUCUCGCAAUGCCGGGUGUUGUGGCAUUCUAUUCUGCCAAAGAUAUCCCAGGGAAGAAUAAUUUUGCCUCACUUGUUGGAGGUUUCAACACGGCCUUCCCAUUUCGCGAUGUGCCCGAGGAGAUUCUGUGUAGCGGUAACGUACUGUACCACGGUCAGCCGGUUGGUAUUGUGGUGGCUGAGUCGUUCGAGUGUGCUACAGAAGCCGCGACAAUGGUGAAGAUGACGUACAGAGAGUCCAAUGAUGAGCCGAUACUUCCCACGGUGGAUGAUGUGCUCGCCCAUGGCACUUCAAGCCAUCGUAUCCUGACGCUAGAACCGGACGUAGUGGGUCGAUCGUACAACCGGGCGGGCAGUACUGUCAACACCGUGAAGGUUACGGGCAAGUGUCACUUUCGCAGUCAAGCACACUUCACGCUAGAGCCUCAGACUUGUCUUUGCAUCCCAUCGGAGGACGGGACCGGGAUGGAUGUGUAUAGUGCUACCCAAUCGAGUCACAUGGUCCAAAACGCGAUCGCAAAGUCACUCAACUGGCGCCAAUGUAAUAUUCGCGUUAUUGUACGCCCUGUAGGUGGAUCGUUUGGUGCGAAACUGUCCCGCGGAGCAUGGGUCGCCAGUGCGUGUGCCCUGGCCGCCUAUCGUACCCGACGUCCGGUUCGGAUGGUAUUACCGUUCGAGACUACGAUGAAGGCAAUCGGUAAGCGUAUCGGAGGACAGUGCCAGUAUGAGGUAGAUGUAAGGCCUACCGAUGGACGCAUCGUUCGGCUUUCCAACACGUACUACGAAGACGAAGGUGUGUCCCAGUACGAAGCGAUGGCGUUUGUAUUCCGAGGUGCAUUCCGCAACUGCUACAGUGAUGACAGCUGGCGACAACUGUUACGUGGUACACUUUCCGACUCACCUAGCACCACCUGACCCGGUACAGCCGAUGCGAUUGCCACCAUCGAAACAAUCAUGGAGCAUGUGGCGUUCGUUACUGGACUCGAUCCUCUCACAGUUCGGCUUGCCAAUAUGGAACCAGGCAGCAGUAUGGCCACCUUACUGCCAGCAUUCUAUGAGCAGGUUGACUUCAAGGAGCGUAAAGCAGCUGUCGAUCGUUUCAACGAGACAAAUCGUUGGAAAAAGCGAGGAAUUGCUAUCGUUCCUUUGGCUCAUCCAAUUAGCUAUUACGGAGGUAUGAAUGCUAGGGUAUCGAUCUACCACGUGGAUGGGAGUGUGGCUGUUACGAUCGGAGCCCCAGAGAUAGGUCAGGGCAUAAACACAAAGGUUGCACAGGUGGUGGCACACACGCUCGGUAUUCCUUUGGCACUAAUUACGGUGAAGCCACAUAUGUCCGUUGGCAGCCCGAACGCAUUCGUUGAAGGUAGUAGUAUCAGUACGGAUCUAGUGGCGUACUCGGCCCGGCGUGCCUGUGAAACUCUGCUCGAACGCAUUCGUCCCGUGCGGGAGGAUAAUCGGACCGCUCCAUGGGAAGCGAUCGUGCAAAUGUGCUACCAGCGACGGAUUGAUCUAACCGCUUCUUACAACUCCAAGCAGACGGAUCUACGUGGAUACACCGUGUGGGCACUGUGCGCAGUCCAGCUAGAGGUGGACAUACUUACCGGGCAGGUACAGCUGCAGCGUGUGAACAUUCUGGAGGAUACGGGCGAGAGCAUAAACCCUCUAUUGGACAUUGGACAGAUUGAGGGAGCUUUUGUGAUGGCGGUCGGGUUUCAUCUGCUCGAAGAGCUGCGGUACGAUCGGAGUAUGGGCGCGCUUAGCAACUACCGCACGUGGAACUACAAGCCGCCGAGUGCGCGUGACAUUCCGGUAGAUAUGCGCGUACGGUUGCUGCAGAAGAGCUCGAACCGGGCGGGUGUACUUCGGUCGAAGACAACGGGAGAACCGGCGUACAAUCUGGCAGUUGCUGUGCAGUUCGCUCUGCGGUAUGCACUAGCUUCGGCACGGCGUGAUGCUGGACUGCCGAUUGAGUGGCUAGAGCUCGCUACGUCCUGUACGCCUGGGAAAAUAAUUGCCAUGACAGGGACCACUAUUGAUCAGUUUGUGCUGCAUUGA